AUGGCAAAACCUAUCGAUGACUCCAUGCCGGCGCGGAUUUCCGAUAAAUGUCCUGAAAAUAUCCGGCACAUCCUUUACACUACAUGGGGUCAUGACCUUGACGGAUUAAAAAAGAUCUUCAAAGCGCGCCCUGAGGCCAAUGCUCCCUCCUAUUUUACCUAUGACCACUCUGUUGCCAAUGCCCAAGACCCUGAUACGAAAGAGACACCUCUCCAUGCUGCCAUCCGGGCCUGCGGCCCCGCUGAGAAGACCGAGGAUGGCGGCGAAGAAGAGGAUGACGGCGAAGAAGAGGAGGACGGUGUCGUAGAGGAGGCAAGUGAAAUUAUACAGGAGUUAUUCUACUCUGGUGCUAUUUGGAACGCCGUCGACGAGAACGAUGAGACUCCUGGCUGCGUGGCCUUUAGGUUGGGCCGCAAAUCCUUGUAUAAAAGGUGCGUUAGAGCCGGCGUCCAAGCAGAACUGCUGCUAUCCCUUCCUGACGAGCAACUAUCCCUUCCCGAUGAUGUGGGAUAUGAAGUGCUGCCCUCGGGAUCAGAGGACGAGGGGGAGGAAGCCGCCGCCGGGGCCGAGGAUGACGGCGACGCCAUGGACGUCGAGGAUGAAGCCCCUCAGCUGGUCACCGUCAAUGGAGAUGAGACCGAGUUGGUUCCUCCCGGUGAUAACGAGAAGCCAGUGACGAGCGACGAGUACCUCAAGUCGGAGCUAACCUACGACGAUGGCAAACUCGUCGACUCAGACCUCAACGGUGUGAUGAUGGCCUGGGAGACCGAUAUCAUGAAGCGCUCUGUAGCCGCUCUGCUACCCAAUGCUCCAACCGGAAAGCGAAUUCUAAACAUCGGUUUCGGAAUGGGUAUUGUGGACGGCAUGUUCGCUGAGUUGAAGCCCUCCCGUCACCAUAUCAUCGAGGCCCAUCCCGCCGUUCUAGAGCACGUUGCCAAGUCAGACUCUAAGUUCGGUCCCAGCUGGGAGAAGAGCGGGCCCGAGGAGGGCGCCUACAAGAUUUACGCCGGGAAAUGGCAGGACGUAGUACUCAAACUGCUGGAGCAAGGAGAGGUGUAUGACGCCAUCUACUUCGACACAUUUGGGGAAGACUACUCGGAGCUGCGCACGUUCUUUUCCGAAUACCUCUUAGGCCUCUUAGAUGAGGAGGGCCGAUUCAGCUUCUUUAAUGGCCUUGGCGCGGAUAGAAAGAUUUGCUACGAUGUCUACCUCGAGGUGGUGAAGGAUCAUGGAAAGGAGGCUGGCUUCGACAUUUCAUGGGAGGAGAUUGAUGUCGAUAUGUCCGCCCUCGCCGAAGCUGGAAAGGGAGAGUGGGAGGGUGUUCGUCGACGAUACUGGACCCUUGACAAAUACAUGCUCCCGAUUUUUACAUUCAUGGGCUAG
Molecule: messenger RNA, 1383 nt
Organism: Clonostachys byssicola
Lineage: Eukaryota; Fungi; Ascomycota; Sordariomycetes; Hypocreales; Bionectriaceae
Source: the annotation of a GenBank genome assembly